AGAAUCUGUGAUCGACGUAUUCCGAUUUUUAAUGAGAAAUACCUUAUAUAUAUAUAUACAAGUUUAAUAAGUUAUUUACUUAUACUUUGCCCGAUCUCAUUUGUUUGUUUGCUGCUGCGCAUGCUUUUUACUUAAAAGAUAUGUCACAAUCAGCUGAUUAGACUAAACUGAACGGUGGCAGGCAUGUUAACGAUUGAUUUUGUUGUCAGAUAGCUGUCAAUCAUAGAAUCAAAUAUCUGUGUCAAAUUAUGGAUUAAAUUCUAUUAUAUGUGCGGAUUUAAAUAGUGGACGUUCGUAAUGGCAUUUUUCGAGUGGCGCCGAUUUAAUUUCUUUGAUCUUAAGAAGGAAGUAGAUUCUGGAAAAGUAGCUAAAGCACUUGGGGAUGCACGAGUUACUGCAGCCACUAGUGGCAAUGGUCACUUGGUAUUUGGAGAUAAUACCGGUAGUGUACACUUAGUUAAUAGGACUUAUGAUGUUAAUACUUUUCGAGCAUAUGAAAUCUCAUUAACUUUAGCGCAACAAGUUCAGCAUUCCACCUUCCUCUUCACUAUUGGGGAGGAUGAACCUGGCUGUAAUCCUACCAUAAAAGUCUGGAAUUUGGCAAAGCCAGAUAAACAAGGAAAUCCAACCUGUGUUAGGAUUACUAGAGCUAUUCCUAGUUACAAAGCUUUUCCAGCGACUGCUUUAUGUGUACAUACUAGUCUUUCUUUAAUGGCAGUUGGUUUUGGAGAUGGUUCUAUAAUGUUAUAUAGAGGUAAUUUGACGAGAGAAAGAAAGAAUAAGAUAAAAGUUCUAAAGGAUACCAACAUUUCCAUAACUGGUUUAGCCAUAAGAUCUAUAGGCAAGCAGUAUCAUUUAUUUGUUGCUACAAAUAACAGUGUAUUUUUGUAUAAUAUAACUUUAAAAGAUAAGGAAUAUAAAUCUACUUUGGACAACAUGGGUUGUUCAAAGAAAUGCAGCGUUCUAGCUGAAUCUAUGCAAGAUAGUCAUUUCAUGAUUGGACGUAAUGAUGCAAUAUACUGCUAUACAACAGAUGGCAGAGGGCCGUGUUAUGCAGUCCAAGGUCAAAAAAUAAUGUUGGAAUGGUUUAGAAGUUACCUAGUGAUAGUUGCAAAAGAAGCAGCAAAUGUUCCAAGAACAACAACGACCAUAUCAGCGAAACCAAAUACCAUUGAACCAAUACCUCCUGGUGUGGAUAAACACAUGAUCACAGUUCUUGAUAUACAAAAUAAAUUUAUUGUCUUUUCUGCACCCAUGUUAUCAGUACAAGCUGUUCUAUCAGAAUGGGGUGGAUUCUUUAUUCUCAGCGGAGAUAAUAAACUUUAUCAUCUGGAUGAAAAAGAUUUGCAAUCAAAAUUGGCAUUACUUUUCAAGAAGAAUUUAUAUGAUGUUUCUAUAAGAAUAGCAAAAAGUCAGCAAUAUGAUGCAGAAGGUCUUGUAGACAUAUUUCGACAGUAUGGAGAUCAUUUGUAUUCAAAAAGUGAUCACAAUGGUGCUAUAGAACAAUAUAUUAAAACUAUUGGAAAACUUGAACCAUCUUAUGUAAUACGGAAAUUCUUAGAUUCUCAACAUAUAGAUAACUUAAAAACAUAUUUACAAGCAUUACAUAAAAAUGGUCAAGCAACAGAGGAUCAUACUACAUUAUUAUUGAAUUGCUAUACAAAACUGAAUCACACGGAUAAAUUGAAAGAGUUUAUUAUGACAAAAGAUCGUGGGGUUGAUUUUGAUGUUGAAAUUGCAAUCAAAGUUUGUCGCCAAGCAUCGCCUGAAGACGCUUUAUUACUUGCACAAAAGCAUAAUAAACAUGAAUGGUAUUUACGAAUUCAAAUAGAAGACAAACGUGAAUAUAAAAAGGCAUUAGAAUAUAUAGAAACGUUAGAGUUCGAAGAGGCAGAAUCAAAUAUGAAAAAAUAUGGAAAUAUUCUUAUAGAAAAUGUCCCAAAUGAAUCUACACAAUUUUUAAAAGGUUUAUGCACUGACUAUAGACCUUCCAAUAAGCCACUUGUAGAUCAGAGUACAUUAGAUGGUAACACAGACCAUCAUAUUGACAAAGCAAAUCCAGAAGACUUCAUAUAUUUGUUCUUAAAUAAUUCUGCUUGUUUAGUUGAAUUCUUAGAACAUUUGAUCAAAUCUGAAAGCAAGUGGAGUGCACUUGUGUAUAAUACUUUAAUAGAACAUUAUUUACAUCUUUGGUCAGCUCAGGACAAUUAUGUAACAAAAGUGCAAUAUGAACAAAAAAUUCUGCGAUUAUUACAAAGUUCUGAAGUGUGUUAUGACAAAGAUCAAAUUUUGAUUUUGUGUCAUCAGCAUAAUUUCCGUCGUGGAUUAUUAUUUCUUUAUGAGGAAAAUAAAUUAUAUCAAGAAAUAUUAAGAUUCCAUUUACAAGAAGGUGAUAGUGAACAAGUAUUGGCUACAUGCAAAAGAUUUGGCCACCAAGAUCCAAAUUUAUGGAUUCAAGCAUUAUGGAGUGUGGCUAAGAACAAGAAUGUAUCAGCUAAACUUUUGGCAGAUAUUUUAUCAUAUAUAGCACAAGAAAAGCUUUUAUCACCUUUAAUGGUAAUUGAUGCAAUUUCUACGUCUCUAUCUUGCACGCUUGGUGACGUAAGAAAUUAUUUAAAUAGUGUUUUACGAACAGAAAAUGAACAAGCACAAGCUGACGCUGACUUAGCUGAAAAAUAUCGUGUAGAUACUUCGAAGUUACGAGAACAAAUAGAAAUGAUCAAAAAUAAUACUAUAAUUUUCCAAGGAGCACGCUGUAGUGUUUGUCAUCAUCAAUUAGAAUUACCAUCUGUACACUUUAUGUGUCAGCAUUCAUAUCAUCAACAUUGCUUCCAGAGUUUUUCUGAAAAUGAAAAUGAGUGUCCGGCUUGUUUACCAAAUAAUAAAAAAUUAUUGGAUAUUAUAAGAGCACAGGAACAAUCAAGAGAUUUACACGAAACAUUUCACAGUUUGUUAGAUCGUGCAGAAGAUCCAUUUUCUUUGGUAGCUGAUUACUUUGGUAGAGGUGUUUUCAAAAAAUUAAUGGUAAUCACUGAUGCAGAUAAAUCAUUGUCUACUACACCGAUCAAGGCUGAAGAGCCAAAGUUAAUUUAUGGACAUAAUAUAGAAGCGAAGACUAAACUAAUAGAAAAAAAAAAUGCCACUACAUCAGUAAAAACAGAAUCUCGUUACUCAGGUCAAGAUGGUUAUUCCAAUAUUUCUAAUCUAAUUGGAGAUGAACGCAUACGUUCAUUUACAAAACCAGAUGUUUAUUCUUCUUCAUUGGAGGUAAAUAUAUCAGGUACAGGAAGUGGUAUAUCAACUCCACGGGGAAAUUCGAGGAAAGCUUCACCCGUACCCAUAAGAGAAGCACGUAUAUUGAAUAAUACGACACCAAAGUCAUCUCCAAUUCAAAAAUUUUUCGAACCACCAAAAGCACCUAUCGUACCAAUAAAUCAUUUCAAAACGGAUGAUUAUGAUGAAUCGAAAAAUCCAUUUUCUGAAGAUAAAGAUGACGAUGACAAAAAUCCUUUUAAGGAUGAUGAUGAUGAUGACAAUGAUUACGAUAAAAAUUUAAAUCCAUUUGGCAGAUAAAUUAUUUCCUUGAAUGAACUAUAAAUGAAAACAGUACAUUUCGAAGGAAAUAAAAAUAUUCGUGUAUAAUAAACUAAUGUAUCUGCUAAAAAAAUAUCUAAAAAUGACUCUAUAAAUGACAUAUAUAAUAGAUCUUGCUCGUCCAAAUAUUAAGUAAUCAAAUUCAUUAAUAUAAAAUCUUAAGGGCAAUUUUUAAUAAUAAUUUUGAAAUGUAAUAUUUAAAUAUCGAAAAAUGUCCAUACUCAUAUUUCAUUUGAGAAUGAACCGAUUGACAACUAAUUAGCAAUUAAAUGGAUACAAUGAUCAAUUAUCAUGCUUGAAUUAUAGUUUAAUGCAUUAAUAUUAUUUCACUGUAUAUAUAUAUAUCGAAAUAUAAACUUUUUUACUCUAA
Vespa crabro (European hornet) is the source of this 3964-nucleotide messenger RNA. RefSeq names its product vacuolar protein sorting-associated protein 11 homolog (gene Vps11). Lineage: Eukaryota; Metazoa; Arthropoda; Insecta; Hymenoptera; Vespidae. Gene Ontology annotation, molecular function: protein-macromolecule adaptor activity; protein binding. Bases 298 to 3573 code for a protein of 1091 amino acids. Gene Ontology annotation, cellular component: endosome; HOPS complex. The record is from RefSeq and is a predicted model, not a curated record. The transcript is spliced from 15 exons. Gene Ontology annotation, biological process: organelle fusion; vacuole organization; intracellular protein transport.